CGAGUUCCGAAGCCCACUAGUGGAAUACCUUUGUUACAUUUCUGCUCAUAUCCGUAACAACCCAGGAGCACCAUGAGGUUGCAAGGAUAUUCAAAUACAUAUUUACUGAUGUUCCUGCUGUGUAUAUUUGCCAUGACUUGUGUCCAGGGAGCGAAUAGUGAUAGUACUGGCCAAGUUACUAGUGAAGAUGUGCAACACGAUAUUGAGCAAGUGAUAACAUGUGCAAACAAUACGAAAAGUCUAGGAAUUCUCGUAUCACAGGCUGGACUACUUUAUAAGAACGCUGUUAUUGUCUUGCCCAUACCUAUUCGACUACAACAACAACGAUUUAUCAGAAAUAUCUUAAAUUUUAUUGCAUAUAUAGUAAAUGCUAUAAUGCCAUUUUCUCAAAUGUCAGAUAUAUUUUCAAAUCUGAUAAUACCACUUUUGGAAAUACAUUCGUUAACUCACUAAAAUUAUUCAGAACUAACAAAUUAUUUAACAGAACAGCAAUAAUGAUUUAAAUAAUAUUAACCUUAUUAUUAUUAUUUAAAUGCGACGCGUAUGUAUUGUACAAUGCAACAGACGCAAAAUCAUAUCAAUGAAUACACAUCUACUUUUGUUCGCGCGCGCAUCUCGUUAAUUAUUUAUUUAAAGAUAAUAUGAUUAUAUCUGUAAUGAUAAAAUGAAGAAUACAGAUAAUAUCAACUAUCAAAAUACAACAAAGCAGUUUCUAGAAUAUUAUAACUUUCAAAAUUUAUGUAUAUCAAACGUGUAAAGUAUAUUAAAUGUAUAAUUUAAAGAUAAUUAUGAAUGUAAUCAAGUCGUCUAAAUAAAUGUCAGAUUAUCGAUAACAAA
Ooceraea biroi (clonal raider ant) is the source of this 837-nucleotide messenger RNA. RefSeq lists its product as uncharacterized. NCBI's taxonomy places the organism in Eukaryota, Metazoa, Arthropoda, Insecta, Hymenoptera, Formicidae. The record is from RefSeq and is a predicted model, not a curated record.